Penicillium taxi is the source of this 669-nucleotide messenger RNA. Its product is annotated as rRNA-processing protein RRP17. Gene Ontology annotation, molecular function: RNA binding. Gene Ontology annotation, cellular component: nucleolus. The transcript is spliced from 2 exons. The record is from RefSeq and is a predicted model, not a curated record. The coding region runs from base 1 to 669 and encodes 222 amino acids. NCBI's taxonomy places the organism in Eukaryota, Fungi, Ascomycota, Eurotiomycetes, Eurotiales, Aspergillaceae.
AUGGGUCGGAUUUCCAAACCGAUGAACAAACGUCGUAAGAUCACGGUCACAAAAGUCGAAGAGGUCAACUUCGACCCUGAUGCUCGCCAUGAAUACCUCACUGGUUUCCACAAGCGCAAGGUGCAACGCGCCAAGGUGGCGCAAGAGAUAGCGGUGCAAAAAGCCCGUGAAGAGAAAAGACAAGAUCGCAAAGUGAUGCGCGAGGAACGGGCAGCAGAGUUCAAACGGGCCAUCGAGGAGCACAAAAGACAACUUCAACGCCUCAAAGCAGAAGACGGCGGUAGUAGCGACGAAGAAGAAGAAGGCGAGGACAGCGAUGGAGAGUGGCAAGGCAUCGAAGAACCGCCACCGGUCGACUAUGAGGCUGAAUAUAUCGACGAAGACAAGUACACUACCGUGACAGUUGAAGAAAUGGAUCCUUCUCGUGAAGGUCUCCGCAAGUCUAUACAAGAAGAGGAUUCAGAUUUGGAGGAUGCUGAAAAAGCUGAAGCUGCUAAGACGACAGCUGAUACCGAGGAGAAAUCAGCUAAAAAACGCAAGAAGACGACCAGCUCAAUCAAGAAGAAGAAAAAGCAGUUCCGAUACGAAAGUAAAUCGGACCGCAAACUCAACCAGGUAAAGCAACGGAUAAACAAGAAUAAGAAGGCCAGCGCACGGAAAGAGGGUUGA